Molecule: messenger RNA, 2063 nt
Organism: Diachasmimorpha longicaudata
Lineage: Eukaryota; Metazoa; Arthropoda; Insecta; Hymenoptera; Braconidae
Product: phosphoribosyl pyrophosphate synthase-associated protein 2
Exons: 6
Coding region: 331-1401 (356 amino acids)
Biological process (GO): purine nucleotide biosynthetic process; 5-phosphoribose 1-diphosphate biosynthetic process
Cellular component (GO): ribose phosphate diphosphokinase complex; cytoplasm
Molecular function (GO): ATP binding; ribose phosphate diphosphokinase activity; magnesium ion binding
Source: RefSeq, a predicted model, not a curated record
ACCGAUCAUGUGUACAUGAUUCUACAGCUGUGUUCCAGUCAGGCGUUAUGAAUAAAGAGGAAUAAUAUGUAACGUGGUCUGAGAUAAACCAAAUCCACAAAAUCAGGAGUGAAUUAAUUUCAUUAUCAGAAAAUAUCGUUUGCUGAUACGAAGUUAUUGUGUAAUUUGUAAUCUUAAAAAUCAGGUCAAUCAGUUGCGACGUAAGAAGUUUGGUCGAUCGAGAAAUUAAGUGUUCAGAGCGUGAAUUGGUUGAAUAUAAACAGAACGUCACUGGAGCCAUUUCAAUUCCACAAUUGAAAUCAAUACUGAGAGGAUAAAAUUUAGAGAAAAAUGGAGAAAUCCGGAGCGUCCGACAUCGUUAUUGUGUCUGGAAACUCUCACCCAGAACUCGCCGAAUUAAUAGCAAAUCGUUUAGGGGUUAAAAAUGGUGGAUGUACAGUUUAUCACAAAAGUAAUCGAGAAACAAUGGUGGAAAUCGGUGACUCCGUCCGUGGAAAAGAUCUGUAUAUCAUUCAAACUGGCACGAAAGACGUUAACAAUAAUAUUAUGGAGUUACUGAUAAUGGCUUACGCCUGCAAAACCUCGUCAGCCAAAAAUAUCAUCGGAGUCAUUCCAUACUUGCCAUACUCCAAACAGUGUAAGAUGCGUAAAAGAGGCUGUAUCGUGUCCAAACUUUUGGCUAAGAUGAUGUGCAAGAGUGGGCUUACCCAUAUUAUUACUAUGGAUUUGCAUCAAAAGGAGAUUCAAGGUUUCUUCGAUUGUCCCGUGGAUAACUUACGUGCCAGUCCAUUUUUACUUCAGUAUAUUCAAGAAAGUAUUCCAGAUUAUCGUAAUUCUGUAAUUGUUGCUAAAAAUCCUGGCAGUGCAAAGAAGGCAACGAGUUAUGCUGAGAGACUGAGAGUUGGAAUUGCAGUUAUUCAUGGUGAACAAAGAGAAUCAGAAUCGGAUAUGAAUGAUGGGAGAAAUUCACCACCUUCAGUUUUAUUAUCUUCAAGAACAAUGGAAGUAGGGGUUGGUGUUCCUUCUCAUCCUGCUAAAGAGAAACCACCAAUCAACGUUGUUGGGGACGUCAGCGGUCAUAUUGCUAUCAUGGUGGAUGAUAUGGUAGACGAUAUGCAGUCAUUCGUGGCCGCUGCUGAGUUACUAAAGGAACGGGGGGCAUACAAAAUUUAUGUUCUUGCAACGCAUGGACUCCUGAGUUCAGAUGCUCCAAAACUCAUUGAAGAAUCCCCAAUUGAUGAGGUUGUCGUAACGAAUACAAUUCCCCAUGAACUCCAGAAGAGUCAAUGUUCCAAGAUAAAAACUGUCGAUAUCAGCAUAUUACUUGCUGAGGCCAUACGUCGCAUGCAUAAUAAGGAAUCCAUGUCUUAUUUAUUUAGAAAUGUCACAACGGAGGAUUGAAUUCGCUGGAGAAAAUUAUGUUGUCAUUUUAUUAUGCAUUAAACUGGUCUUUAAUGUGUAAUGAAUGUAGAGUAAGAGAUAAGUAACUGCAUUAACGGAAUCGUCAAUAUCAAUUUACAAGAAGCACGGCGAUCCUUACCACCCAGCGUUUUAUUACUUUAGGGACCACACAAGAAUCAUGUUUGUUCCAUAAUUUUCGAUAACAGAUGAUAAAUCGCUGAAUCAGUCAAUCAAUCAACAAAAAAGGUACAUUGUACAGAUAAACCAGCAAAGUUUCUUGAUCUGAAUAUUUUUUUACAUUUUUGAACAAUGUUUAUGAGAACCCAAGAUAAUAUGUUUGUACAAAUACUCUACCUAUACAAAAUCAACCCAAUCAUGUAAGUUUUUAAUUUGUACAAACACACUGGAAUAUUGCUCACCAAUUUUGUUCUUUAUGAGCUAUACGUAAACGAUGUUGUUUACAUAAAAUCAAUCGACUACUGGACCCUCCAGAUAUCGUGGCAAAAGUAAAAUACGGUGUGGCAUUGGUAUUCGAUUUUUUUUUUUACUUUUUUUUAUAGUCCGUAGAAUAUACUGUAGCAAAUUAUUAUUUCACAUUGUAGGCAGUAUAAUUUAGAUGUACUUCCUCUUAAUAAUAAUCAAAUAUAAUAAAUUGCAACAAA